AUGGUAUCAGAGCGGUUCUACUCCAGACUCAAGUCUUCCUCUCCUGCUUAUACUCCUGAACCUUCAAGUCCACUAUUUCUACUUCCUUCCGAUGUACCGGGUGUGUCCUUAGUUGUUGUGCCUUUCUCUGGGUCCAGUUUUGGGGGUUGGAGGAGGAGCAUGGUCGUGUCCUUGUCCGCUAGAAACAAAAUAGGUUUUAUCGAUGGGUCUUGCACCAAGCCUGCUGUCGAUUCUCCUCAGUACAGGCAGUGGGACAGGUGCAAUAAUAUGGUCAUAUCUUGGUUAAUCAAUUCCCUUUCUCCAGACAUAGUUGAAAGUGUACAAUAUUCUGAAACUGUUGAAAGCAUAUGGAAACAAUUGAAUAAUAGGUAUGGGACUAUUAAUGGAACUAAGGUGUUUGAAAUAAAAAGAGAACUUGCUUCCACUUAUCAAGGGGCUCUCGACAUAGCUUCAUAUUUCAACAAACUUAAGAAACUUUGGGACGAAUUAGGGGUUAUGUGUAUGAGUCAUGCAAAUUCUUGUGUUUGUGCUGCUAAGGAGGGACUCCAGAAAGAAAAAAGAAGAGGACAGGGUUCAUCAAUUCCUCAUGGGUCUUAA
Nicotiana attenuata is the source of this 597-nucleotide messenger RNA. RefSeq lists its product as uncharacterized. The record is from RefSeq and is a predicted model, not a curated record. Lineage: Eukaryota; Viridiplantae; Streptophyta; Magnoliopsida; Solanales; Solanaceae. The coding region runs from base 1 to 597 and encodes 198 amino acids. The transcript has 2 exons.